This is a messenger RNA of Aureobasidium uvarum, 1380 nucleotides long. The record is from the annotation of a GenBank genome assembly. NCBI's taxonomy places the organism in Eukaryota, Fungi, Ascomycota, Dothideomycetes, Dothideales, Saccotheciaceae.
AUGACCUACAACUCCCAGCUGGAUUGGUGGAACCAACCUGUGGACAACAUUCACCGCCUGUCAAUCACUCCUCACUGUCGCUCCGACAGCAUUCACGCGUCAGAAUACCCUUUGCAACAGCAGAAUUCAGAGCGUGACUCCGGAUUCUUCGCACCAGCUCACGUCAAUGAUGUAUACCAAAGCACUCAGGCUAUGCCCAACUACUGGGUCGGUGAUCUGCCUCAAUUCACCGAGACCUCUAUGCCUUUCGCUUUGCUUCCUGCUCAAACCACGCCUGGAAACUAUGCGAGCCAAUGUAUACCAUCAGCAUCACUGCCUCCAGCUGCUUUUAGCAAGGAACCUCUGCUCAUCGACCAAUUCUCCAACAACGAUCUGACGGUGUUUGAUAACACCAGUCCAACCUCAUUCUUUCACAACCAGAUUCUCCCUCUAUCGGAUGUGCCGGCCUUGGAUUAUGACAACGUGUCAGAUGAGAAUGCGUAUGGCCGUAGGCAAUGGACCGAUUCUCCCAUGCCAGAUGAAAUCGGCAGUCUGGCAGGUUCUGGUGAGACUGAUGACAGCUUGGAGAACUCGGAUCCAUGCUAUGCGGAACUGCUCAGGCAGGCCUUGAUGGAGAAGAAAGACGAUCACACCAUGCUUCUCAAGGACCUCUACGAGUGGGUUCGCACCCACAGUUCGAAGGCUCAGGAUCCUAGCAACAAAGGCUGGCAGAACAGCGUACGCCACAAUCUUUCCAUGAAUGCGGUUGGUGUUUCUGGCAUGUCCUCAACUCGGCUCUUGCUAAUAUUAUGCCAGGCAUUCGAAAGAGUCCCUCCACCCAACCAAGAGGCCGGCACCAAGAAGACAAGCUACUGGCGACUUACCAAGCAUGCUGUCGAGCACGGCAUUAGCUCAACUACUCGCUAUCGCAAAGAUAGCAAGCGCAAGACGCAACGCAAUCCCAAUCCCGCACCCAUCCGCGUUCAGGCAGGUGCCAAGGGUGGGCAGGCAACACGCAGAUCUGUCCGCCGCCAGCAGAUGGCUGCCUCUCCACUGAGCAACCACUCAUCCUCUUCCGAGGCGGCACGUCAACGCAAUCUUCGCCGACCACAUCAGCUUCGCCAGCAUCCCAUUACUCAGGUCGACGCAUCCCCGUUGCAGCAAAGACUUCCACAGACUUUGCCCAUCAACACACCAUCCUACUUUGGAAACACAACAGAGAUGUUCAACGUUCCCAACCCCUAUCCGGCCGACAACAACAUCGACGACAAUCGCGAUCUUCUUGGACCAUAUUGCAGCACUCAGCCAUACCCAGACUGGUCUACCUCGCCUUCACCCAUGAGCCAGCACGCCAGCGAGACUAGCGGUUGGCGGAUGGAUCGCAAGCCCUUCGGUAUCUGA